Messenger RNA from Magallana angulata, 703 nucleotides. RefSeq lists its product as uncharacterized. Lineage: Eukaryota; Metazoa; Mollusca; Bivalvia; Ostreida; Ostreidae. The record is from RefSeq and is a predicted model, not a curated record. Bases 55 to 618 code for a protein of 187 amino acids. The transcript is spliced from 5 exons.
AGUGUACAUUAAGCUAAAUCUGUCUUAGCAACUCUAGACAUAGAAUCAGAAAACAUGAAAUAUAACGUGAGGAUUGACUUUGUAAUAAUGCUAUUGCUGGACAGUUUUGAAGUUGCACAUAUGCAGAUUUGUCAAGGACUGAACGGAACGAUGUGUUGUUUCGGUUACGAGUGGGAUCAGAACCAAUCAAUGUGUAUACCUUGUAAAAAGGGAUAUCAUGGUAAGAAUUGUGACGCCAAAUGCCCACCCCUAUUUUUUGGAUUAGGAUGUCAGUCGCAAUGCAACUGUUCCGACAAAGACUGUGAUUACAUCAGCGGAUGUAGGCAAUUAACAGAAGAACAACCAAAUACUUUUACAAUCGGUUUAAACUACAACGUCAAAACACCAGAAUUUAAUGAUUAUGAACACAGCUUUAAUGAGAAACACAACGAUACUCUAUUUAAAGACAGAACGAUAAUAAUGCAGACCGUACUCACAUCCAAGGACACGGCUCAUUAUCAAUCGAAGCGUUUAAUGUAUGCUAUUUUCGGACUUUCAGUGGCGGCUGUUUUGAUAACAAUUACUUAUAUAUACACUUGUCAACUAGAGAAGCGUAAAAUUUUUACUAGCACAGUUUGAUACCUGGAGUUUUACUUUUUAUUUUUUUUUAAGAUGGUGCUACAUUGUAAAUGAUGUACCAAUGCUUAUAACUUUUAUGUAUCAA